CCAGACAGUAAUAGAUGCUGUUGUCAAUCACCACAUCCCUGGUCCUACUGACACAAUGGCAGCUGCCUUACCAUGCUGUAUCUGGGGGAUACGCGUCCACUUGGGAACACUGCCAAUGUUCCUGGGUCGCAUGGAUGGCAUGGUCUGACUGCGAUAGCUCAUGUUUUGGGCGGAGACAACGGGAGAGGCAGGUGCAUAUAUACUUCAAUACUGGAUGUGUUGAAUUCAGUGACUGUGCAUCAAGUGAUCUUGCUUAUAGCUACUCUGGUUGUAACGAGGUAUGCCACAAUGGCGGCAGUAGUACCGGAAGUCGCUGUAACUGUGUGGCGGGUUUCUAUGGGAAUUGCUGUAACUACCAAAUCAACUGUGGUCACCCGGGGACUCUCGACAAUGGUCAGGUGACCGGAAGUUUGUACACGUACGGGGCCUCUGUGGGAUAUUCAUGUAAUACACAUUACACCCUGGUGGACGGUACCCAGACCAGGACAUGUCAGCUGACCGGGGUAUGGAGUGGAACAUUGCCAAGAUGUGCAUUUUCCAACACGUGCUCCAGUAAUCCGUGCGCUAAUGGUGGUACGUGUACUAAUGGUGUAGAGAUGUUUACCUGUAACUGUCUACCUGGCUGGAGUGGUUUAACCUGUGCUGAAGAUAUACAGCCUCCAGUAAUCACAGGAUGUGAUUUUGACAUCAGCGCCAAUGCCACUACCCCGCUUCAUUUUGUCAACUGGACUGCACCAACCUUCUCCGAUCCCAUGGGCAAUGAGAUCCACAGAUCCACAAAUUAUCCAUCUCCAGAAUACGAUUUUCCGUGGGGAGAUUUUGUGAUACAGUACACUGGAGUUAAGGCAGCAAAUGGGAUGACUGCAGAAUGUACAAUACAAGUUGACAUAAGGCCGACGCCAUGUGAGGACAUGCCUGUGCCUGAGAACGGUGUUGUUGUCUGUAACGGCUGGAGGACAGAUUUCGGUCGGUACUGUAGGGUUGUGUGUCACAUUGGCUACUCUCUACCCAUCUCCGUAAACCCUGACCAGUGGUACGUGUGUGGGGCGUCAGGUACCUGGGCACCUGGCAGCUGGUCUUCUCUCACCUGCAGAUCUUACGCGCUCACACAUUCGAAUGCAACCAGUGUAAGUAACUGUACCGACACGGAGUUCCUGACGUCUACAAAGAGUACCUUUAUCACCAAUCUAAACAAGUCCCCUUUUAAUGAAGUCUGUAAUGACUACAGCGACUUGUGUAACACGAACAACGUCAUGGUAAUGUGUUAAGUGUCAUAUAGUCAUGGUAUUUUGGCACCCGUGAGCACGGAUUCAUAGACAUGCUAGAUACCAGAGCAAGACUAAAAACUUUUGAACAUUGGACACUUUUGAAUUUGGUAUUUCACGAGUAUGGCAGAAUAUGAAAAUUGUUUCUGCUCUUAUCUGGAAAUAUGUGCAUACAAAUUUGUAAUACGUGCACUAUUGUAUUUACUUAGGUAUACUGAAUACUUAAGUAAAUACCACAUUGCACGUAGCAAAGGCGAAUUAUUCCAAUUUUGGCCUGCCUACAGUUUCAUAUGUAUUUUCUCUCCUAUGUGGGGAGUUUGUAUCUUAGGUGAUGUCUUUGAUGUGUUUGUUCCAUUUAAGAAAGUUUCUGUAUAAUAUUGAUUCAAAUUAUGUUUUUACUGGAGUCGACUUAUUGUAGUGUGUGGUUGUGGAGUUUAUGAGUGCUCUUAAAUUUUGUGCGUUUGUCUAAUAUGUAAACAAUGUUGCAUUUGUCAAGGUGGAAAUGCAUGAACAUAUAAAUGUAUCUUGCUUCUAUUUUUAUACAGAGUUUAACGCCUGUUGUAGUUUGUUUCAACACGUUCCAGACAAUAUAUCACUUCCUUUACAUGUUUGUAAUGCUAUUUUUAAUAGUUUCGAUAACGUACUAAAACAUUUACGGUGUGUAGUUAAUGAUUGAAAGAUUAACAUUUGAUCACUUUCAUAUCAUCCUAUUACCGUGUCAUCCUCGACAGCUAUCAGCCCUCGGGACUCCAGCUCCUUUAUUUUAUUUGGAGGUCUCGGGUUGAUAUGGAAGUAGGAUAUGAAAAUGGUCAAAUGAUAACAUCUUAAACCGAGCAGCUUUUCACGAUGUGUUAAGUGUACAUUUUUUUUUACUCUUCCCUUGUGUUGUCAAUGGUUUCACACAUAUUUUUGAUUGAUUAUGUCACUAUGAUUAUUUAAAGCGUAACUUUUCAUGACGUCAUGUAACUUACAUUUGCUAAUAACCACCAGUCCGGCCUGAAGACGCCAAAGAAAGAAGACAUGCCCAGCAGUCACUUUUCGUCUUUGUUAAAAGUAAAUAUGUAUACAAGUA
Molecule: messenger RNA, 2337 nt
Organism: Mizuhopecten yessoensis (Yesso scallop)
Lineage: Eukaryota; Metazoa; Mollusca; Bivalvia; Pectinida; Pectinidae
Product: sushi, von Willebrand factor type A, EGF and pentraxin domain-containing protein 1-like
Exons: 7
Coding region: 15-1268 (417 amino acids)
Molecular function (GO): calcium ion binding
Source: RefSeq, a predicted model, not a curated record